Camellia sinensis is the source of this 2921-nucleotide messenger RNA. RefSeq names its product U-box domain-containing protein 6. Gene Ontology annotation, biological process: protein ubiquitination. The record is from RefSeq and is a predicted model, not a curated record. Gene Ontology annotation, molecular function: protein binding; ubiquitin-protein transferase activity. Lineage: Eukaryota; Viridiplantae; Streptophyta; Magnoliopsida; Ericales; Theaceae.
AAUAUUCCCUCACCAUUUUCGCCCCCCUCUCUCUUUAUCUAUAAACUCACUUUCUCUCUCUAAUAUCUCGCUUGCUACACUGCGUGAUAUUCGCUAUCUAAAACAGCCGAUCCAAACUCGAAAACCUAAUUGGGAUGAGAUGUCCAACAGAUCAUCCAAGCCCUAAUUCACUUUAUACCUUCAUUAAUCUUUGUAAAUGUCCUUUCAAUGAAGCCUCCUUGGCUCAUUCUGUUAUUUCUGGUACCUUCUCACCUCCUAAAACCCUAUUCUUUUUUCAUCCAUUUUAAGGCAAUAUAAAAUUAAAUUAUAGUUUCCCUCGGUGAAAGUGAAUGAUGGAUAUUGUUGAGGUUGAAGAAAAUUUGUUUGCAAUUGGUGAUGCAAAGGUACAUAUAAUUUUGCAUGGAGGAAUGUGCAAGACAAUGUCUGCAAUUUAUUGCAGAGUGCUAGGAAUUUUCCCUGUUCUGGAAGCAUCACGGCCUCGGAGCACAACAGGUAUCCAGGCACUAUGUUCUCUGCACAUUGCGCUCGAGAAGACCAAGAAUGUUCUUCAACAUUGCUGUGAAUGUAGUAAACUUUACUUGGCUAUAACCGGGGAUUCUGUUGUUCUAAAAUAUGAGAAGGCAAGAUGUGCUCUUGAAGAUGGUCUUAAGCGAGUCAAAGAUAUUGUUCCACAAUCUAUUGGCUGUCAGAUUUCAGAAAUUUUAAGUGAACUUGAGGGGACCGAGUUCUCACUUGAUCCAUUGGAGAAGCAAAUUGGUGACGAUAUAAUUGCACUUCUCCAGCAAGGGAGGAGAUUCAACAGCAAUUGUAAUGACAAUAAUGAGCUUGAAUAUUUUCACCAGGCUGCUUCUAAACUUGGCAUCACAUCUUCGAGAACAGCUCUUACCGAGAGAAGGGCUCUGAAGAAGCUAAUAGAAAAGGCCCGGAUUGAGGAAGACAAGAGGAAGGAGUCGAUCGUGGCUUAUCUUUUACAUCUCAUGAGAAAAUACUCCAAGCUAUUUAGAAGUGACUUCUCAGAUGACAACGAUUCACAGGGUUCAACACCUUGUUCCCCUACUGUUCAGGGCUCUUUUGACGAUGGCGGUGGACCAGGUGGCGUUGGUCAUGUCUUCGAGCAACAACUCUCAAAACAUGGUUCUUUCAAUUUCAAGCCAAACUUCAGGAGAUCAGGGCAGAUGCCCCUCCCGCCUGAAGAGUUGAGGUGUCCAAUAUCGUUGCAGCUCAUGUAUGACCCAGUCAUCAUUGCUUCCGGGCAAACUUAUGAAAGGAUUUGUAUUGAAAAAUGGUUUAGUGAUGGGCACAACACCUGCCCAAAAACUCAACAGCAGCUACCCCAUCUUUCUUUGACUCCUAAUUACUGUGUCAAGGGUCUUGUUGCUAGUUGGUGUGAACAGAAUGGAGUUCCUGUUCCCGAUGGCCCACCAGAGUCUCUAGAUCUCAACUACUGGAGGCUCGUGUUGUCUGAGAAUGAGUCUGUGAAUUCAAAGUCAAUGGACAAAAUUCGGUCCUGCAACAUGAAGGGUGUAAAGGUGGUUCCUAUAGAGGAGAGUUGUAUAAUUGAGGAGGCUGAAGGAAAUGAAGCAGAGGAUGUGCCUGUAAACGAGGAAGAGUUUGAGCAUAAUGUGCUUGAAAGAUAUGAUGAGUUUUUUAUGAUCUUGGACAAAGAGGAUGACUUGGGAAAAAAGUGCAUUGUGGUAGAAAAGAUAAGGCUCUUGCUAAAGGAUGAUGAAGAAGCUAGGAUUUAUAUGGGGGCUAAUGGUUUUGUUGAAGCACUGCUGCGGUUUUUAGAGUGUGCUGUGCAGGAGAGGCAUGACAUGGCUCAGGGAAUUGGAGCCAUGGCUCUCUUCAAUCUUGCUGUUAACAAUAACAGAAACAAGGAAAUGAUGUUGGCAGCAGGAGUACUUCCAUUGCUGGACGAAUUGGUUACCAAAUCCAACUCACACGGAGAAGCAACAGCGCUUUACCUGAAUCUUUCUUGCCUUGAUGAAGCCAAGCCUGUCAUUGGCUCAAGUGAAGCCGUCCUUUUCUUAAUCAACUUACUUCGAGCCGAAACCGAUCCCCAAUGCAAGCUAGAUGCCCUCCAUGCCCUCUUUAAUCUCUCUACCCACCCCUCCAACAUUCCGAAACUUCUCUCCUCUGGCAUCAUGAAUGUACUACUAUCCCUUGUCACAGACUCGGGUGACCAAGCGUGGACUGAAAAAUGCAUACCCGUCUUUAUAAACUUAGCUUCAAGUAAGUUGGCAAGAGACGAAAUGAUAUCAUCCCUGGGGCUCAUUAAUGGGCUUGCGACGGUAUUAGAUGUUGGUGAGCCUGUUGAUCAGGAACAAGCUGCCUCAUGCCUUCUGAUAUUGUGUAAUGGAAGCGAGAAAUGCAUUCAAAUGGUCCUCCAAGAAGGGGUAAUACCGUCAUUGGUGUCGAUUUCCGUGAAUGGGACUAUGAGAGGGAAGCAGAAAGCUCAAAAGCUUUUGAUGUUGUUCCGAGAGCAGCGGCAACGAGAUCCGUCGCCGGUUCGGACAACCCGUCAGCUGCCGGAAAGUGGCGACAUGGCAAUGCCUGAUCCGGAAUCAAAACCAUUAUCGAAGUCAAUCUCGAAAAUAAAGUUGGGGAGAGCUUGGAGUUUUUGGUCAAAGAACAAGAGCUUUUCAGUGUACCAGUGGCGAGAUUGAGAAGAUUGGGUUGUUAUGUUACAAUCAAAAGUUGUAAAUUUCACUUUGUAUCUCCUUUUCUUUUUUUUCUUUUUUCCUCUUGCUAUGUCCUGUUCUUAUGGGCAUUAUAUCAUGUAUGUAGUGUUCCACAGAGAAAAGAAGAUUUGUACAGGUCCUUGUAACCGAUGGAUCUUUUUCCUUUUCGCCUGCCUCCCUAUUCUGGGUAGGUUUUCGUACGUUAUAAUUCAAGGCUUUUAAGAUCCACAUUUUGAAGCA